Molecule: messenger RNA, 873 nt
Organism: Ipomoea nil (Japanese morning glory)
Lineage: Eukaryota; Viridiplantae; Streptophyta; Magnoliopsida; Solanales; Convolvulaceae
Product: protein PHLOEM PROTEIN 2-LIKE A9-like
Exons: 3
Coding region: 70-639 (189 amino acids)
Source: RefSeq, a predicted model, not a curated record
UAUAUAUGUGUAUGUGUGUGUAAAGCCCAUAGCCAUUCAUAUCCAACAAAAUCACUCUCACUCAUAUAAAUGAAGGCGGCAACACCAGAGGCACCGGCAGACCCUGCCAAGAGUGGUACAGAAGCCAAAUCUGCGUCAACCCUGGUCAAUGGAGUUGACAAAAAUAAUGCAACAAGAAUAUACCCUAGAAAAUUAAAUUUUUCAUUAAAAUUUUCUCUCGACGAAGAAAGUUCGAACGGUAAUUGGAAAUGGGAAUCCAGUGGCGAAGAGGCGGCAGCUCUGGUGUCAAAAGUGAUAUGGCUAGAAGUGACGGGAGAAAAGGAAGUAGAUCCUACAAAGAAGUAUGAAGUGAAGUUUAAAGUAUCCUUGAAAGAAGAAUCGUCACCAACUGAAUGGGAAAAUAUUCCUCUGUAUGUUAUGGCUAGGAGAGGGAAGAAGAGAGAUUAUUGUUGGAAAAAGUUUGUGCUAAGCAACGUUACUGGCAAAGGUUCUGAACGCGAGAUAGGGUUGGUGAUUGACAAGGUAGCUUCUAACGAUGAUGAGGAUAAGAAGCUUUACUUUGGUUUAUAUGAUAUUUGGAGUGGGAAGCUCAAGAAAGGUUUGGCUAUUCACUAUGCAUCUGUGCAAGAGAUUCCUUAGCUUAAAACAUAUAUAAUUUAUACUCUUAUCAAAGUUUUACAAAAAAUAAAACAUUAUGUUCAAGAUGAUAAUAUGUGUAGUAGUGUUCAUUAGUGACAUGUGGGCUUAGCUAGCGAAAAGAAUCAUAAAUAAGGUCUUUGGGUUGAAUUACAAUUUUGUAUAUUGCCCAAAGAGAUAAACGCUUUUAGUCCUAACAUAGUAGUGAUUAUUUAUUAUCCAUUCAGUCGUUUAGUA